CUCUCCGGCGCCACACCUAGGAACUCCGGGUGGUGGCGGCGGCGCGCUAUGGAGCACGUGACGGAGGGAUCCUGGGAGUCGCUGCCGGUGCCGCUGCAUCCCCGGGUGCUCGGCGUGCUGCAGGAGCUGGGGUUCCCGUACAUGACGCCGGUGCAGUCCGCCACCAUCCCUCUGUUCCUGAGGAACAAAGACGUCGCGGCGGAAGCGGUCACCGGCAGCGGGAAGACCCUGGCCUUUGUCAUCCCCAUCCUGGAGAUUCUCCUGAGACGGGAAGAGAAGCUGAAAAGGAGGCAGGUCGGGGCCAUCAUCAUCACACCCACUCGGGAGCUGGCUGUUCAGAUCGACGAGGUGCUGUCGCAUUUCACGAAGCCCUUCCCGCAGUUCAGCCAGAUUCUCUGGAUCGGAGGCAGGAACCCCGGAGAGGAUGUUGCGAGAUUUAAGGAACACGGGGGGAACAUCGUCGUGGCGACCCCGGGCCGCUUGGAGGACAUGUUCCGCAGGAAGGCCGAGGGCCUGGACCUGGCCGCCUGCGUGAGGUCCCUCGACGUCCUGGUGCUGGACGAGGCGGACAGGCUGCUGGACAUGGGGUUCGAGGCCAGCAUAAACACCAUCCUGGAGUUCCUGCCGAAGCAGAGGCGGACGGGCCUGUUCUCCGCCACGCAGACGCAGGAGGUGGAGAGCCUGGUGCGGGCGGGCCUGCGGAACCCCGUGCGCAUCUCGGUGAAGGAGAAGGGCGCCGCGGCCAGCAGCUCCCAGAAGACGCCCUCCCGCCUGCAGAACCACUACAUGGUUUGUAAGGCAGAUGAGAAAUUUAACCAGCUGGUACACUUUCUUCGCACUCAUAAGCAGGAAAAGCACCUGGUCUUCUUCAGCACCUGCGCCUGCGUGGAGUACUACGGGAAGGCCCUGGAGGCGCUGCUGCGGGGCGUGCAGGUCAUGUGCAUCCACGGGAAGAUGAAGCACAGGCGCAACAAGAUCUUCAUGGGCUUCCGCAGGCUGCAGAGCGGGAUUUUAGUGUGCACCGACGUGAUGGCCCGAGGCAUAGACAUCCCCGAGGUGCACUGGGUGCUGCAGUACGACCCUCCCAGCAGCGCAAGCGCCUUCGUGCACCGCUGUGGCCGCACGGCCCGCAUCGGCCACGGGGGCAGCGCGCUGGUGUUCCUCCUGCCCAUGGAAGAGUCCUACGUCAGCUUCCUGGCCAUCAACCAGAAGUGCCCCCUGCGGGAGAUGGCGCCGCAGCGGGACCCCGCGGACCUCCUCCCCACGCUCCGGGCCACGGCCCUGGCCGACCGGGCCGUCUUCGAGAAGGGCGUCCGGGCGUUCGUGUCGCACGUGCAGGCCUACGCGAAGCACGAGUGCAGCCUCAUCUUCAGGCUGAAGGAUCUGGACUUUGCCGCACUCGCCCGGGGCUUCGCCCUGCUGCGGAUGCCCAGGAUGCCGGAGCUGAGGGGCAGGCAGUUCCCCGACUUCGAGCCCGCGGACGUGGACACGGACAGCAUCCCGUUCAGAGACAAGGUCCGGGAGAAGCAGAGGCAGAAGCUGCUGGAGCAGCGGAGGAGAGAAAAGACAGAAAGCGGAGGGAGGAGAAAGUUCGUGAAAAACCAGGCGUGGUCGAAGCAGAAGGCCAAGAAGGAGAAGCGGAGGAGGAAGGGCAAGAGGAGGAGGGAAGAGGGCUCGGACAUGGACGACGAGGACAUGGAGGAGCUUCUCAGUGACACGAGGCUCCUCAAGAAGCUUAAAAAAGGCAAGAUCACGGAGGAGGAGUUUGAGGAGGGGCUGUUGGCCGGGGCCAGAAGGCCGGUCGGGGCGGCAGCAGAGCUGGGGGUCUCGGACUCGGAGGACUGCUGCUGACCCCGGGCCUCGCGUGCCAGGCGGCGUGUGCUGCGUCCCCGUGACCGGAGCCCCGGCCAGCGCUGUCGCUUCUGUCUGGGGGGGGGGGGCUCUCACCUCCUGGAUGUCCUGCUGAGAACACGCAGUCCAGCACACGACGUAAAACUGAGUGUACAUAUUAGACGUUAGUAUUUAUUUUUUGAUGGGUCACCUGUAAUUAAAGAGCUCGUUUGUUUCUAACGU
Messenger RNA from Phyllostomus discolor (pale spear-nosed bat), 2073 nucleotides. It is a transcript of the gene DDX55, whose product is annotated as DEAD-box helicase 55. Gene Ontology annotation, molecular function: nucleic acid binding; ATP binding; RNA helicase activity. The record is from RefSeq and is a predicted model, not a curated record. Bases 49 to 1851 code for a protein of 600 amino acids. Gene Ontology annotation, cellular component: nucleolus. NCBI's taxonomy places the organism in Eukaryota, Metazoa, Chordata, Mammalia, Chiroptera, Phyllostomidae. The transcript is spliced from 14 exons.